Messenger RNA from Arachis duranensis, 2214 nucleotides. Its product is annotated as APO protein 2, chloroplastic. The coding region runs from base 762 to 2063 and encodes 433 amino acids. Gene Ontology annotation, molecular function: RNA binding. NCBI's taxonomy places the organism in Eukaryota, Viridiplantae, Streptophyta, Magnoliopsida, Fabales, Fabaceae. The transcript has 4 exons. The record is from RefSeq and is a predicted model, not a curated record.
AAGCGAAUCGGUCAUAUACCAAAACCGGAAGAUUUAGAAAUCGCUGUUAGACUGUCAAACUGGUCGAGAACCGGUCGGUCGAACCGAACCAGAACCCGACCGGUUUUCCGAAAUUAGCUUAAAACGGCGCCGUUGGUUUGAGGAACCCUAACCCUUAACCAAAACGGAAAACGCGCAGCACCCUCUUGCCCUCUCCUCUCUCACAGUCUCACUCAGCCACUCUCUGCGCCCUCUCCUCUCUCUCAGUCUCACUCAGCCACUCUCCUCCUUCCUCUCAUCGAGCUCCUCCUCAUUCCCUCACUUCCAUCUCUCUGGCCUCUGAACGAACACACUGAAGGACGCAGAGAAGAGAACUCAAACGCAGCUUGGAGGAAGCACCAAAGGAGCCCUCCAUCUGGUCGCCGUUCUUCAACGUCCAGCCACCGGCGCCGUCCGCAUUGCUACAGCUUCGGCGCAACGUCGCCAUUGUUCGCCGUGCGUCUGCCUCCUUUUUGGCCAAGCUUCUGCCUCUGUUUUCUGGCUGAGCCUUGUUCUGCCCUUUUUUGCCAACCCUUGUUCUGCCUUUGUUCGAGUUGCUUAGCCUUCUGUUCAGCCUCUGUUCGCCGCCUUUCAGCCACCGUUCCGCCGUUGUUCAACGAUCUCCGUUUUAAAGCUCCUCUCUCCUUGUACUGUUUGAAUUUCAGAACUGCUCCAUCCUAGGAGACUGCAGUCUUCUUCGUCAUUGGUGACUGUACCCUGCUCUCGCAAGCAGCAAAUCCAGGAUGAAUAUGACUAUUGGGACUCUGUCCCUUCCUACUGGAAUUGCUUUUCCCACUCCGGCAGAUGUUUUUAUGUUGAAACCCAACCUAUUAUUGCAUCUUAGUUCCCUUGAUUAUUAUCAGUAUGGUAGCGGUAAGAUUAGACUUCCCGUGGAGACUAGAAUUCAAGCGAAGAAAAGUUUUCGAUGUAAAUUGAAAGUCAGGGAUGAAGUGCCACAAAAUGCUGAUUUUCCCCGGCAAUAUGCAAGAAAAGAAAAGAAACCUUUUCCGACGCCCAUUGUUGAGUUGCGACGAGCAGCUAGGGAAAGGCUAAAGAUGAUGAAAGGUCAACCAAGGAAACCACUCUCGGCCCCAAAGAAUGGGUUGCUUGUGAAGAGCCUUAUACCAACUGCUUACAAUGUGUAUAAUGCAAGGAUCACUUUAAUUAACAAUCUGAAGAAGUUGCUCAAAGUAGUGCCGGUGCAUGCUUGCGGGUGGUGCAGCGAAAUCCAUGUAGGACCUGUUGGACAUCCAUUUAAAUCGUGUAAAGGUGCACAAGCCAAUCUUCGCAAGGGACUCCACGAAUGGAUGAAGGCACAUGUUGAAGACAUGAUAAUACCAAUUGAAGCCUAUCACCUCGAAGAUCGACUAGGAAAGAGGAUUCCUCAUGAAGAGAGAUUCUCUAUCCCUCGAAUACCAGCAGUGGUUGAGCUUUGUAUUCAAGCUGGUGUUGAAAUUCCAGAAUUUCCCACCAAAAGAAGAAGAAAGCCCAUAAUUCGGAUUGGGAGAAAGGAAUAUAUUGAUGCUGAUGAAAGUGAACUGCCAAAUGAAACCCCAGCAGAACCAUUGAGACCACUACUAGCUGAAAUAGCUGAUUCAGAGGUAGUAGCUCCAUCGAGCAACAAAGAAAUCGUUGCCCUUGCCGAGGAAACUCUCCAGGCAUGGGAACGAAUGAGGAAAGGUGCUAAGAGAUUAAUGAGGAUGUAUCCUGUGAGGGUCUGUGGAUAUUGCCCGGAAAUCCAUGUUGGUCCCCAGGGGCACAAGGCUCAAAAUUGUGGAGCACACAAACACCAACAACGCAAUGGGCAGCAUGGUUGGCAGUCUGCAAUUCUUGAUGACUUGAUCCCACCAAGAUUUGUUUGGCAUGUUCCUGAUGUAAAUGGGCCACCCUUGGAACGAGAGCUAAAAGAUUUUUAUGGGCAAGCUCCUGCUGUUGUGGAACUAUGCAUCCAGGCCGGUGCUGAUUUACCGGAACAAUAUAAAUCAACCAUGCGACUCGAUGUUGGGAUCCCAUCAACUAUGAAAGAAGCUGAGAUGGUAGUUUGAGAUGAAAUAUACUUGUAAACAAACAACUGGUGUUAUCGUGUACACUCCAUAAAUUAUGCCAUAUGUACAUAUGUUUUUAUCAACUAAGUUUAACCAACUUGUUCCAAUUACUCAUUGGUCUAGAAAAAUAUCACUUUUUUUUUUGCUUUUA